Dicrocoelium dendriticum is the source of this 513-nucleotide messenger RNA. NCBI's taxonomy places the organism in Eukaryota, Metazoa, Platyhelminthes, Trematoda, Plagiorchiida, Dicrocoeliidae. The record is from the annotation of a GenBank genome assembly.
AUGCUCUGGUUGGGCUUCGGGGGGGAGUCCCGGGAGCGGGUGGGUGUGGGGGGGGCUAGGCGAGGGGGGGGGGGGGAGGUGAGGGGAGUGGGUGGGGGGCGGGGGGGACGGCAGAAUAACGGGGGUGGGGGGGAGGGGGGGGAGGGUGGGGGGGGGGGGUGGGGGGGGGGGAGGGAGGGGUCGGGGGGGGGGGGGGGGGGGGGGAGGGGGUGGGGGAGAGGGGGGGGGGGGGGGGGGGGGGGGGGGGGGGGGGGGGGGGGGGGGGGGUGGGGGGGGGGGGGGGAGGGGGCGGGGGGUUUUUUUGGGGUGGGUGCGGGUGGGGCGGGGAUGGUUAGUCGGGGGGAUGGCAUAACAGCCAGGGCGUACUAUAAAAUUUUGUGCCAGGAGGCGUGGGUAACGGUGGGUGUCAAUUGUGGUUUGCCAAGAGUUGGGGGGGUUCGUGCGUCCAAUCAAGUAACACUGGGGGUGGGAAAAAAUAAAAAACAAAAAGGGGCGAGGGGGGGGGAAAAAUAA